AUGAAAAGUUUGUCUUCCGAGGCCACCAAGCCGCAACUAGCGAGGCGCGUCGCAAGGCCCAGCAAGUCCUCCUCCACGACCCCGCCGCUGACUACAGCCUCCGAUGAUGCCGCACCGCCGGAGCUCGUCAAACUACUAGUCGCAGAUUCGGCUAGAGGAGCUUCCCCUAAUUUUACGACUCCGGCAAUGACGAAUAUUGCAGCAGCAGAGCCUGUGGCGGGUAUCACCCCACGGCUACGGGAGGCUCCGAUUGACACCAAGGACGCGUACAUGCGGAGCAUUCGAUCGAUUUACGGGAACGUGGAUUGUGACCUGCCGAGCCGUCGGAGUGACAGCGCGACAGGCCCUGUGGGUCGGAAAAAUACAGACGCGUCUGCUCCUACCUCGCAACCGCAACAGAUCUCGCGUCGUCUUGACGAGGCGUUCAAGGCCCCUACGCCUGCCGCACCUAGUCGCUAUGAGGGCAAGAGGAAUCCACCCCCGGUGACCUCCCGUAAAGAUCAGAUAGGUGCCUUGCGACGCUCGUCGGCCCCCUCACCGCCUCCACGGGUAUCAGGUGGUUCGCGGAAGACCAAUGGUAGAGAAUCUUCAUCGACGCCAGUGAAAAACGGGAGAAAAGCGUCUAUGGCGGAAUCGCCCGUCGAUGUGCCUCCAGGAUUCGAGUCUCGGACUUCGGCUGUGAGCAGAGGUGCCUUUCUGGGACGCGGGAAGACUGACAGUGAUGUUGGUUCCGGCUCGAAAAGCACCGAGAGGGAACGCGAUCCUGUUCUUCCUCGUCCCUCGAAUUCCAGAGCAGAUGCCUUCCGCGAAGCAAUUAACACUCGCCGCCAAUCUGUCUCCCCAAGGUCAACAUCGUCUCGCCGCACGAAGACGCCGGAUUCGAAAGGGGAGUCUCCGCACGAUUCCUCCAAUGGCAGACUAUCUAUGGCGAAAGAGGACUGGCGGUUGCGGAAUGGUGAUAAAGAGCCCUCCAGACAGGUCACUUCUGCAUCGAAACUGCCUUCAGGUGUGCUGGGAGCUCUGCAACAGGAGAAAGAGAGAUCUAGAAGAAAGUCUGACAUUGCAACACUGCUGAGGCCGGAGGAGAAGAUUAUGCGAAGACGUCUUGAAAGAACAACUGAAGCUCCAGUAGCCACCGCUGUGAGCGUAGAUAGCGGGUCCACCACGAAAACUCGAAACGCCUUGCCCCUGAAGACUAACAGAACUGACUCAAUGACGAAUCCAUCGGUGGCGCACGGGGGGCAAGUUGAAGAGUUCAACCCGAAGAUGUCGGAGGAUCGAUUUACAACUUUGAAAGCACCAAAGGACAGAGGUGUUUUUGCUGGGAACGGAAACAUUAACCCGCGCCGACCGUCCAAACUAGUACCGGAAGACAGCAGGAAGUCGAACGAUCAUCCUAUAGGUCAUCCCAUGCUGGAAUCACGUCAAGUGAACGGUUGGGCGAACGGAAGUCCCGAGGUGAUCGAUGGUGUUGCAGAGGCAUGCGUGAACAGCUUGCUCGAGAACGAGGACGAUUACGUGCCCCCAUCGUCGCUCCCUGGUGUAUCUGGAACAGCACCAGCGUUGCCUAGCAAUGGCCCAUCCAUGAUUGAUAUGAUGAGAGCAUGUCAUGCGAACGAGCCCUCGUCAUCAGUACUGAGCACUUCAGACAGACAGGAAGAUGUUUUACCUCCUUUGCCAAAUCCAGAAGAGGACGUACGAUUUGAAACAAUGCUUCGAUCGAUGGGCUGGUCACCGCCCGAAGAGGAUGAGACUAUCAGAUAUCACCGCAAUGGAAUUUCUCUUCAUUCCGACCAGGAUCCUUCCAGAAGCAACUCCAGUCUCCCUGAAAUGGUAGGAAUUCGACAAGCGGAGAAUGGUGAUGUGCGGAGUGGUUACUACUCUCAUUUUCACUAGUGGAACGGAUUGGCUCCUCGGAGCUCACUAGAUGUAACACGGUAAACUAUUUUAAAUUACUUAGGCGUUGGCCGAAA
Molecule: messenger RNA, 1973 nt
Organism: Chondrus crispus (carragheen)
Lineage: Eukaryota; Rhodophyta; Florideophyceae; Gigartinales; Gigartinaceae
Exons: 2
Coding region: 1-1896 (631 amino acids)
Source: RefSeq, a predicted model, not a curated record